This is a messenger RNA of Didymodactylos carnosus, 273 nucleotides long. The record is from the annotation of a GenBank genome assembly. NCBI's taxonomy places the organism in Eukaryota, Metazoa, Rotifera, Eurotatoria, Philodinida, Philodinidae.
AUGUUUUUUCCACUAUGUAUUACAUUUAUUAUCAUUCAUGAUAUAGUUGCUUUUCGUGGGGACUUUAUGUCUGGUGAACGUGAUCAAUAUGGUCGAUUUGAUCCAGAUUCUACAUUAAAUGGUUUCUUUCCAUUUUGGGGCUUUGUUUUACUAUUAUUAUCAAUGUUAUUCUUAAUUAUUGCUGCAAUUGGUAUUAUCGGCCAUUUAAUUGGAUGUAGAUCGCCACCUGAGCGCUUUCGGCACACAUUAGAUCCAGCUACAUUUUAUCCUUGA